Dermacentor silvarum is the source of this 1130-nucleotide messenger RNA. Its product is annotated as beta-1,3-galactosyltransferase 2-like. The record is from RefSeq and is a predicted model, not a curated record. The transcript has a single exon. The coding region runs from base 426 to 1115 and encodes 229 amino acids. NCBI's taxonomy places the organism in Eukaryota, Metazoa, Arthropoda, Arachnida, Ixodida, Ixodidae. Gene Ontology annotation, molecular function: hexosyltransferase activity. Gene Ontology annotation, cellular component: membrane.
UGCUCGAGAAAGAUGCUGCACCAAAUGUCAUGCGAUCUGAAGCCAAGAACAGCUCCAUCAUUUCAUUUCAAUGAAAUUCGAGGGGUAUGUGACGCUUCUUGCUGUUUGACUCGGCAAUACGUAGAUCUCGGGCAUGAAAUUUCUCAUAAAUCUAACACGUAGGCUUGUGAUAUUGUCAGUGAUAUCCUUGGUUUUUGUGAGCAUGUGCGUCCACUUUUCCACCUAUAAAAUUAGGCCCUAUUCUUCAUCGACGCGAUGUGGUGUUGAAAAUAAGGGGCGGCCCUUCAAAUACCUGACGCAAGCAGCAAGAUUUUGCGAACGAACAGCUAACCGAACUUCCGUACUCAUCGGCGUUGUCUCGAGCACGGACCAUUUCGAGAACCGAGCAGGCGAUCCGGGACACCUGGGGCGGAACAGCCCUGAAAAUGGGCUUCCUCGUAGUCUUUCUUCUGGGAAUGACACCGGACCAAGAAGUUCAGCGCAAGGUGUUGACAGAACACAACAUCUACGGAGAUAUCGUUCAGGGAGACUUUGUCGACAGCUACAAGAACCUCACCUACAAGACUGUGAUGCUGAUCCGCUGGGCUCGAGAAAAGUGCUCGGAGGUUAACUUCGUGCUCAAGAUCGACGACGAUAUGCUACUCAGCGUAUGGGAUCUCGCCGUCGUCGUGAACGAUUUGGAGGGAAUCAAACGCACAAUGUGGGGUUAUCUGUAUCGCGGUGCUUCUCCCAAUCGCAACGUCGCUUCCAAGUGGUACGUGUCUAGGAAGGAAUACGCGCCAGAUACCUACCCCGCAUUUCUCUCGGGCACCGGUUACCUAAUAUCUGGUGACAGCAUUGCCACUCUCGAGGAGCUCAUUAGUGACGAGUGCUUCUUUCCUCUCGAAGACAUCUACCUGACCGCCAUCGUUGCGGAGAGAGCUCAAGUGAGUCGUUUAGGUUUCGAUGGCUUCUCCAAUGAACACAAGUGGUUCCAUCAGCCGUGCUCGACCCCCAGGGUCGUGACGUCACACGAUUGGAGCCCAGCGGCAUUGAGGAAUCAAUGGAGGCACGCUGUCUCCCGGUUGAACUUCGCGCUGUGCGCGGGAUUAAAGAAAAGCCAGAUGGUAUCGUAGGCCAGAAAAAAAGUG